Molecule: messenger RNA, 3466 nt
Organism: Panthera uncia (snow leopard)
Lineage: Eukaryota; Metazoa; Chordata; Mammalia; Carnivora; Felidae
Gene: STX11
Product: syntaxin 11
Exons: 4
Coding region: 737-1600 (287 amino acids)
Biological process (GO): exocytosis; synaptic vesicle fusion to presynaptic active zone membrane; intracellular protein transport
Cellular component (GO): SNARE complex; synaptic vesicle; endomembrane system
Molecular function (GO): SNAP receptor activity; SNARE binding
Source: RefSeq, a predicted model, not a curated record
AAUCAGCUAGAGUGGCCUGCUUUCAACACUGAGAGUUAGUGAUGCAAGGCCAUGUCAGCUCCUACCAAAGAUUCCUACUCACGCUCGGGGCACAUAAGUAAGGUAAGGAACUGCGGACUGAGAGGAACAUCUAUCAGCUUCCCCAAGUUCUCAUCAACAAGAUCACCAUCCCAAGAGUAGACACCUGCAAGAAGUCUGUCCACUGAAUCUGUGAAUUUACACCUGAGACUUUGAUCUGUUUCCACAGUGUCACUUUUGGGUCACGGAAGGAUGCUGGCUGUGGUCCGUGCACUCACAGAAACUAUAAACCAUCUUUGAGGAAGGACUCAGUCUACCUGAAGAGUGUGUUGAAGGGAAAAGUAAAACAAAGUCGCGGAGCUGCAAGAAGAGGAUGAAAUGGAUGAAGAAAAAGAGAAGAAAACCAUGUCUCAGCCCCAAAGGCUAACAACAGCUGUUCAUUUACUCAUACACCAUCAUGUGCCUAGCAGCAUAGAGAGGAAUUUCCAUAGGGAGGAAAUCAAAGAUAGGUUUAAGAAGAUAACAAGUGUUGGCAAGGAGAUGGAGAAAUCAGAACCCUUGUGCUUUAUCUGGAUUUACCCUAGAGUCCUCAUCCAUAUUCAUAGUUCAGACUGGAGGUGAGAGCCAACCUGUCCAGAAAAAAAUCUAUAAAACAUAGGAGACCUACCUGGAAGCCUAGAAGGAGGUGGGCACAUCAGCUGCAGAAAAGCCAGGCAAAAUGAAGGACCGGCUGGCCGAACUUCUGGAGGUAACCAAGAACUAUGACCAGCAGUUCCCAGACGGGGACGACGAAUUUGACCCGCUCCAUGAGGACAUGGUGUUCGAGACGGACCACAUCCUGCAGUCCUUGUACCGAAACAUCCAGGACCUUCAGGAUGAAAACCAGCAUCUGAUGACCGACGUGAAGCGGCUGGGGAAGCAGAACGCCCGCUUCCUCACGUCCAUGCGGCGCCUCAGCAGCAUCAAGCGGGACACCAACACGAUCGCCAAGGACAUCAAGGCGCGGGGCGAGAACAUCCACCGCAAGCUGUGCGCGAUGAAGGCACUGAGCCAGGAGGCCGAGGCCCAGCACGGCGCGCACUCAGCGGUGGCGCGCAUCGCGCGCGCGCAGUACAGCGCCCUCAUGCGCACCUUCCAGCGCGCCAUGGACGAGUACAACCAGGCCGAGAUGAAGCAGCGCGACAACUGCAAGAUCCGCAUCCAGCGCCAGCUGGAGAUCAUGGGCAAGGACGUCUCCGGCGACCAGAUCGAGGACAUGUUCGAGCAGGGCAAGUGGGACGUGUUCUCCGAGAACUUGCUGGCCGACGUGAAGGGCGCGCGGGCGGCCCUCAACGAGAUCGAGAGCCGCCACCGCGAGCUGCUGCGGCUGGAGAGCCGCAUCCGUGACGUGCACGAGCUCUUCUUGCGGAUGGCGGUGCUGGUGGAAGAGCAGGCCGACACGCUGAACGUCAUCGAGCUCAACGUGCAGAAGACCGUCGACUACACCGGCCAGGCCAAGGUGCAGGUGCGCAAGGCCAUGCAGCACGCGAAGAAAAAGCCCUGCCGGACCGUCUGCUGCUUCUGCUGCCCCUGCCUCAACUAGCAGGUUGGCCCCGGCCACCACACCACACCGGCGACCGAAAUGGCUGGGAAGCACACUGGGGGAGAUUUGGGGGCCCUCUGCACCGGAGUGAGUUGCCCCAAUCCUUCUGGACCUCUGUCCUCAGAGGAAGAAAAAAUCUUGAGGUGCGAGAAUUCCAGCCCAGCUUGUGUUUGGGAGGAUGGCUGAUGCCAUCCAGUGUUUCUUCAGUAAAGCAGAUCCCUACUGAAGUUGGGUGAGGUCAUUAUGUGGCACAUGGCACGCUUUUCCUCUUAACGGAAGCCAAAUAAGGAACUGACGUUGCAGCUUACCGUGUAGGCUAAAUGUCCAAGGCACCAACGCUUCCUAAUGAAACUCUAGGAGGAAGUCGGUUCUGCAUCGGCUGGUGAUGCGGCUGAUGAUGGCAUGAAUUCAUUAUCGAAACUUAAAAUUCAUUUACCUUAUCCUGAAAGUCCCUUGGUUCUGUCCAGUUUCACAGGACAUCGAUCUUGGGGAAAACCGUACAUCUUUCAUUUCUGAUUCUUCGUCUGGUUUAUCCUGUGUGGUUCCUGCCUAGAUGUAUAUCUUCUUUCUGUCCACCUUCCCUACUUAUUAAAAUCAUAUUUAACACUCAUUAUUUCCUUAUGUUUUUCACUUUUAAUAUCUCCUGUCAGGAUAUAUUUUGGAUAUUUUUAAGCACUGAGUUUUGAACAAGCACUCAAAUGGAAGUAUGUAUCACUCACAUUUUAUAUAUUUUUCAUAAAUAAUUUAAAACGUAUCUUUUUACUUGAUAAUACAAAUACACAUAAAUAUAUAAAUGUAAAGGACUAAUAUUAAUGCAUGUACACAAUGACCAAUUAGUUUAACUUGACUUUUGUAAAUAUGGUCUAUAAAUAUCCAGAGCAGCACUUUUACUGGUCGUUGGUAUUGGUUUGCUUGCUUGAGUUUACCUGACUCCCAUCUCUGUGAUCUAGUUUGUGUCACAAUUUUCUUUUGAACCCCUCUGCGUUGGUUAUGGUGGUAGAGACAGGCAUCAAAGGCUAAAAUGCAUACAGAACUACAGAUAAUAAAACAACAUUCUUGAAACUAUUACUUUUGUUUUACUGUGGACCAUUUCUUUUGUGUACUGAAAUGGAGUAACUUAAAAUAAAAAUCUUUUUUUCAAUUUAGUUUAAUAAACAUUACAUUAUAAUAACCCCUUUGUGUGUUUGUACCUUGACUGUUUAAAUCUUACUUUUUCAAUUAUUCUUCUUAAGAAUUCUUCUACUGGCUGCAUUAGGCUGCAACAUCUGCCUGGAACUCUGAUUCAAAGGGGACAAAAUGAAAAAGAAUUAGCUUGUGGGUGUCUAGCUUUCUGUCCUGAGUUACUUAAAAUAGCUUAGCAAAUCGUCAUGUUUUAGAAAUUUGGUUUUGUUGGCAAACUUUGUAAUGCCCUUACCCACAUUUGCCAUAUUUCCUGUUUCUCUUUGGAGUCAACUCUUAACUGUUUUUAUGUCAUUGUUUAAUACAGGAGCAAGUUUACUCAGCAGCCAAAACUCUCAGGUCCUGCAGACAGUGAAAUUUUUAAAGGAAUAGAAGGAAGAGUGUGUGAACUCUUUGAAACUCGCUGACUAACCUGCAGAUGCCCAUGAAAAUCUAGCCCUGCGCCUAAUUUUAAUUUCGUGGUUAAAUACGAGCAUUGUGGAAACCAAGUUCCGCUGGGUUCCUCUCAGAUGCCUCCAACUUUCUUUCUCAGCUCACCCAGGGAUAUGUUUCACCUUUAACUGAAUUUCCUUUCCCUAAGGGAAAAAAGUCUUCACACAGCUCCAUUGCUCUGUCUUUCAUUGUAGAGACGCGAUAUUAUGAAUACAAACCGCCAGCUAGUUUUCUCAAGACAGGAUAGUUCAUGAA